This is a messenger RNA of Colossoma macropomum (tambaqui), 1706 nucleotides long. RefSeq names its product outer dynein arm docking complex subunit 4 (gene odad4). The record is from RefSeq and is a predicted model, not a curated record. NCBI's taxonomy places the organism in Eukaryota, Metazoa, Chordata, Actinopteri, Characiformes, Serrasalmidae. Gene Ontology annotation, cellular component: cytoplasm. The coding region runs from base 88 to 1563 and encodes 491 amino acids. Gene Ontology annotation, molecular function: protein binding. The transcript is spliced from 12 exons.
AGAUGGGACCGUCCUGAGCCUGGAGCUGCCUCUACCAGUGCUGCUAGCAGGAUACUACCCUAAUACUUUAGCCACAUUUAAGCUAAAAUGUCCGAUAAGGAGGAAGAACAGGGUCCGAAAAGUACCUUUUCCACCUAUAUGGCGGAAGGUGACCAACUCUUUCACAAGCGAGAAUAUGCCAAGGCCAUUGAAAGCUACUCCACGGCUCUAACAUUACAGCCGGACGACAAGAACUGCUUGGUUGCCAGAUCGAAGUGCUAUGUGAAAAUGGGGGAUUCAGAGAACGCACUGAAGGAUGCAGAGGAUUCCCUCAAAGAGGACAAGAACUUUUUCAAGGGUUUGUAUCAGAAGGCAGAGGCUCUUUAUACCAUGGGUGACUUUGAGUUUGCGCUGGUCUUCUACCACCGUGGCCACAAACUGCGUCCAGAGCUGCAGGAGUUCAGGUUGGGCAUACAGAAAGCUCAGGAGGCCAUCACCAACUCUGUGGGCAGUCCCUCGUCCGUGAAACUGGAGAAUAAGGGUGAUCUCUCCUUCUUCCAUAAAACCGAUGAGCUGAAGAAAGUUCGACCAAAGCCUUUGAUCCAUUCUGUGAAGAAGGAGUCGAGACAGCAAGGCCAGAAGACACCGAAGAGUGAGAGAACAACAAAGCAGCUACUGGGAGAGCUGUACACGGACAAAGAGUACCUGGAAAAACUGCUCAAAGAUGAAGAUCUAAUAAAAGGAAAGACGCGUGGCGGCGAGCGGCUGCAGGAUGUCAUCUUGAACUGUAUUUCGUAUUUGGACACGCGGACUGAAUUCUGGUGGCAACAGAAGCCCAUCUAUGCCCGGCAGCGAGACCGAAAGCUUCUGCGGGAGCAGUGGAACCGCGCCCGUCACCUCCCUCCCUCUGACCCCACCUGCUACAUCCUUAAAAACCUGGAGGAGAUUGACGCAGCACUGAGUGCAGGCAAUGCAAACGGCAGCCUGAAAAAGGCUCGGGACGUCUUGAAGACCGUGCAGGGCUGGUCUGAGGAGGCUUUGCCCAAUAAGAGCGAGGUGCUGGGAAACCUAUACAGUUGCAUUGGUAAUGCUCUGAUGGACCUGGGAGACAUGGACAAGGCGUUAGACAACCACCUGAAAGACCUGGAGCUGGCCCAACAAAGUAAAUUAGUGGACAGUAAGUCCAGGGCUCUGGACAACAUCGGCCGAGUGUAUGCACGUAUUGGCAAAUUUCAACAAGCCAUAGAAGUCUGGGAGGAAAAGGUACCUUUGGCGCGAGGAGGUCUGGAGAAAGCCUGGCUGUUCCAUGAGAUAGGCCGCUGUUACCUGGAGCUGAAGCAUCACAUGGAGGCCAGAGAUUACGGCACUCGCUCUCUUAGUGCUGCAGAUGACAUCAGUGAUGAGAAAUGGCAGCUCAAUGCAAGUGUGCUGGUGGCACAGGCUGAGUUGAAACUGGGUAACUAUAAAGCCAGUGUGUUACACUUUGAGAGGGCAUUGGACCGGGCUAAACUGCUGCAGGACGAUGCUGCCAGAGAUGCCAUACAGAAGGCUCUUCGUGAGACGAGGCAGCAAGUGACACAGUGAGAGGAAAGUCUGUUUGCUUUCCCCUUCUGAUGGACUUUUCUGUGACUAAAUCAACUCUGAAGGCAAAUCUAAACCAACAAAUCCUAACUGCUCUUCAUAUUCACACUUCCGAACACUGAAAUAAAGCCUGUGUGGAGAAGAUA